This is a messenger RNA of Acanthosepion pharaonis, 4215 nucleotides long. NCBI's taxonomy places the organism in Eukaryota, Metazoa, Mollusca, Cephalopoda, Sepiida, Sepiidae. The record is from the annotation of a GenBank genome assembly.
AUGGUGACUGAUGUAAAAACUAGAAUGGCUAAUGAACUUAAGAAAUUAUUCAAUAAUAGAAAUGAAGUUUAUGUCUUGAGAGUUUGGAGUUUGCUUGUCCAACUUCUUGGAAAGGAACUUCAUUGUGUCUUCAUUAACCAACUUCUUCCAAUUGUUGAACUUGGUUUUAAGAGCUCAAUUCCAAAUAUCAAAUAUGAGGCAUUUUGUGCUUGGAAAUAUUUAAUUGAAAACUUUGCAUCAAAUCCAGCUAUUAUUGGUGACCAAAAAAGAAUAAAACUUUUGAUGCAAGUUUUUAAGAUUAACAAUGCCAAAACUGAAACAGUUGCCAUGAAAAAAUUAGAGGUCUGGUGGUAUUUUGUGAAAAAAUUGGAUACUAAGAUUCUGAGCAAUUUUGAUAUGGUUUGUACACCUUUGUUGAGAUUUUGUGUUGGUGGCAAAUGGACACAGGGAUCUCGGAAUACACCAACACCAAAACUUGUUAAUACUCCUUUGCCCAGCCAAGGAACAGUAUGGCCAUCAUUUGCUCCUCUUCAGAAAAAAGGACUUGAGAUUAUUGCUCAUUUACUGAAGCUUCCUCCUGGCAAUGUGAAUCUCCCUGCUGUAGAUCUAGAAUUAGACACUUUAAAUACUAAUGUUGUUUUGGGGCCGGCUUUGUUUCUGAAACAAUCCAGCGUAAUCGCCUAUGCGACUGUUGAGCUGAUGUGUUCUGUUGAGGCUUCAGAUGAUUUAGUCCUUUAUAUUUGGUGCCUGCUUGUUGAGCAUAUGCGAUUGGGACUUGAAGCUGGUCUUAAGGUCGAUUGCAGAGAUGCUUUGUCAUCUUUUCUUUGUGAUUUCUCAACAUUGGUUCUUAGCCGUCAAUCUCCAUAUUCUGUAAAAUAUAAACUCUUCCUUGCCGUUUCCAGACUUCCCAAGAAGAUACUCUCUUCAACAGCCUAUAACAUCAGUAGUGGAGAAAAAAUUCAUGGUACACCUGCUUUAUUUCUAACUGAACUUUUGCUAACUCCUUCCAUGUUGGAAGAGGGAAUCUACCAAGAAAAUUAUGAGACUCUGUUUAGUAACUUGAUUGAAAUGGGCAUGACUAAUCCUUCAGGUGCUCUUGAAUUCUGCCAAGCUGUCAUACAAGUUUUGGAUCGUCAUGCAGGUUUUGUGCAGCAUUCUGAGCAGUUAUUUAAAUUAUGGUCAUGCAUUGCAUGGCCUUUGUUUGAACACAUCACAAAAAACAAUGAAGUUAACCAAGGUGAUGCCCUUGAACACAAUUUCACUUCUCUCUACCGGGCAUUAUUUUUUCCUGUAAAAUGGCUGUUUGGAAAUAGUUUAUCUCAGAACUUGCUGAAGGUCUGGGGUAACAUGUAUCGCACAUUUGCUAACUUGGCCGCUCUUGUUGUGAAUGCAUCUGCUAAUGUAACUUGUGAGCAUGUCAGCCUCCUUAUUCUGGAAGAGUUACCUAAAUUGGAAGGCCGUUUAGAGGAUCUUGUAUUUGUGGAAUGUUUAGCUCAAUUAUGUGAGGUUGUGCUUUCCUGUGUGAAUUUUUCUUCAAUUGGUGAAAAUUCUGCAUUUACUCUGAGUAGUCCUGGAAAGUGGGGUGGAAAACGAAAACAGAAACCACUGAAAAAUUUGCAUUCUUUUGUAACUUUGCUGGCCAAGGUUACAUCAGCCUGUCAUAAACAAAUGAAUGUAACUGAAAACAACAAUAAUACCAGUAUUUCUGAAAAACAGUCAACAUCAACUACUGUUCAAUCAGCUGGCAAAUGUCUUGUUGGAAUAUUGACUACAUUGUUUACUAGCAUUACUACUUCAAGUUAUGUUGUACCAGUUUUGGAGAAGUGUGCUGGGCCCGUUAGUUGUUUGUUUGCUGUAUCUAAAAAAGCAAACAAUAAAAUAUAUCCUGCUAGUUUCCUCCCCAAAAUUGAUAAACUUUGGCAAGACAUUAUUUAUUGUAGCCAGAAUAUAUAUACAGGAGUAUAUGAUUCUGACUUCUUGUCAAUGAUGGCACCAUUGCUUGAAGUGAAUUUUAUGCACACGAGACGCACAAUAAAGACGCAAACUCUUCAAUUUUGGAAUGCCACAUUUGGUCAAUCACCAUCUCUCACCUACCCAGAAUCUUUACGUCUUGUUCUUAGCAAAGUUAAAGAGAAAGUAGUGAUUAUGUUACCAAGCUGGAUUAGCACAGAAAUCCAGAUAAUUGAGGAAACGCCCACAAGCCAAUUCAGUGAGGCCAGCUCUCAGGUAGCAGAUGAAAUUCCAAUUCCUAUAAUGCUGUCUCCCUCAAAAAUGCAUGGUAGUAUGUUGAAGAAUGUUGCUGCACCCAGUCUUCCGACCUCUCUUGUAAAACCAAAACCAGUGAAAGACUAUGCAGCUUGCAAGAAACUGCCAAUAAGUGAACUUAAAGAUAAAGACUUUGUGGUGAUUAAUUCUCCACAAAAUAAGUGCCGAAUUCUGACACAACACCAGCAAGAGGUAUUGAGAGAAAAAAAGUUUUCCGUUCCUGCCAUGUAUAAUAGCCUUGAUCAAUCCCAGGAUUCUGUUGCUUUUUCCAAUUCAAUAAAUAGCAGCCAACCCACUUCUCGUAGCGUGUCUGAUGACACUUUCACUGAAGCACUUGAAAACAAGAAAUCCAAUGUAGAAAAUGCUGUCAAAUCUAAGAAGAAACCACCAGCAGCCUGUGAUACUCCUGACAAUGUACCACCCCAUUCAUAUUCACCAUCUCCGGUUUACUCACCAACAACUGGUAUUUUAAAGAAGAGAUUUGUGAAUGGAAGUGGAGAGACUCCGUCUCCACCAAGUAAGCAGAGAAGAGUAUCAUUUGCUGAUCCAAUCUUUGAAGAAAAAACAUUACCGUCACCAGUGAGUCAAAAACGAAGACUUACCCCCGGCAGCUCAAAAUCUUCUCGUCGAAGCCUACUUACUAAUUAUAAGUUAACAGUUAAUAUAUUUCAUCUCUCUCUCUCUCUCUCUCCUCUCUCUCUCUCUCUCCUCCUCUCUCUCUCCUCUCUCCUCUCUCUCUCUCUCCUCUCUCUCUCUCUCUCCUCUCUCUUUCCCCUCUCUCUCUCUCCUCUCUCUCUCCUCUUCCCUCCUCUCCUCCUCUCUCUCUCUCUCCCCCUCUCCUCCUCUCUCUCUCUCCUCUCCUCCCCUUUCUCUCCCUCUCCUCUCUCUCCCUCUCCUCUAUUCUCCUCUCUCUCCUCUCUCUCCUCCCUCUCUCUCUCUCCUCUCCCCUCCCCUCCUCCCCCUCCCCUCCCCUCUCCCCCUUUUAUAUUUAAUAUCUCUCCCUCUCCCUCUCCCUCCCUCCCCUCUUUCCUCCUCCUCUCCCUCCACCCCCCUCUUGCCGGGUCUCCCCUCCCUCCUCUCCCUCCCUCCUUUUCUCCCUCCCUCUCCCCUCCCUCCUCCCCUCCUCUCCCCUCUUCCUCCCCCUCUCCUCUCUAUUUACACACAGAGCCUGUUGGACAGAUUUUGCCACAGUUGACAUCGUCCAUAUGGUCUCGUGGUCUUGAGAAUAUGGGAACCUCACCUACAGCAGCAACAGAUCGACCUGUAAGCGAGGAGAAUCCAACAACAGCAGAGAAGGAAUCUUUCUUACAGGAAAUGCCUGAAUUAGAUACAACAUCCUCAUCCCUUAAAUCGGAUACUGAUGAAUCUACUUUGUCUGCAUUGGAACCUGAAGAGUCUGCCAUUCCAAAAAAUGUAUCCAAUAAUCCACACAUUUCUGAUGUGGCACAAAGUACAAACCUAGUGUCUGCUGAAAUUUGUGAUAAUCUAAGUACAGCAGAUCUUGCUCCACCUACCCCUGUUUUUGAAACUCCAGAAGCAUCCAGUACGCCAGUGAAAACAGAAACAAAAGAAUCUGAAAGUAACUUAACAGAAAAAGAUGAAGCAUCAGAUUUGGCUGUUGAAAAUUCUAAUUCUGGUGAUCUGCCAUGUUCUAUCAAACCGAUUUGCUUGGAAAAGAAAUUUUCUGCUAUACACUGUAAUGCAAAAGAUGAAACGGAGGAACCAAAAGAUCUAAUUGAGGAUGAGGACAAAGGUGACUAUUGUACAGUUGAAGAUGACGUAAAAUCAAUUCUUGAAAAUUCCGGUGCUCUAUUGGAAGAAGUUGAAAAGUUUUCUCAGUCUGUUCAAGAAUUGGAACGCAGCCCACGCUCUCCAAAAUUCAUGCGUUGCCUAUCAUCAGCCCACUCCAAUCAUGUCAGUGAAUUCUUGUACCGAUUUGAUGAGUCUUGA